AUGAUAUUUACUAUUCAAGUACCAUGUAGUUUUGUAGCAGUAUCGAUUCAUCGUUGUUGUUCUAUAGUUUAUUAUACGAAGAGUUUUUUUAAAACAAAACAAUGGAUUAUAUUAUGUAUUGGAAGUCAAUGGUUAUUGGGAUUUAUUUUAUCUAUACCAGAUUUUAUACGCAUUCAUAUGUCUAAUGGAGAUGCUCUAUGGCCAAAAGUUUAUGUCCUGGUGAAUAUGAUGAUAAUUCCAUCGAUUAUUUAUUUUGUUACAAAUAUCCUUAUUUAUUAUCAUGUGCGAUCUUCGUCUCGUCGUAUUCAACCACAAACUAAUAUUCAUAAUAUUCAACAAAUAAAAAUUAGUCAUCGUGAUAUUUAUUUAUUACGACAUAUGAUUUUAAUGUUUUGUAUAUUUGUUGCAGGAUGGGCUCCAAUAUAUAUAUUACCAAUUAUUAAUCAUUUUACAUAUAUUAAUUUAUUAGCAUAUGGAAUUUCUACAAUUUGGUGUGAAUUAGCUUUAUUAAUCAAUAUACUUGACUUAUUUUUGUAUAAUCAUAAACUAAGAAAAUAUUUAAAAAGUAUUUGUUUAGAAUGUUUUACUAAACUCUAA
Molecule: messenger RNA, 597 nt
Organism: Rotaria sordida
Lineage: Eukaryota; Metazoa; Rotifera; Eurotatoria; Philodinida; Philodinidae
Source: the annotation of a GenBank genome assembly